This is a messenger RNA of Funneliformis mosseae, 324 nucleotides long. The record is from the annotation of a GenBank genome assembly. Lineage: Eukaryota; Fungi; Glomeromycota; Glomeromycetes; Glomerales; Glomeraceae.
AUGAAAACGUUAAUUCAAAGGUCAACAACUAGAUUGACGCAUAGAGAGGGAUCGGAUAAAAAAUGCUGUGAUGAUGGAGAUCAUUGCUGCGGCUUGAACGAUAAAUGUCUUCCAGGCGGUUGUUUGCCUCCGGGUGCAGAAGACUGUGGAAAUGGCUACCACUGUGAUAAGGGGGACAAAUGCACUUCGGGUGGUGGUUGUAUACCUUUGGUAAUGGACGUCAUUUCUUCUUUCUUACAUAUUGAUUCAAUUAUCGUUGCUAUAACAUGUUCUAUUUGUUGCACAUUAGGAUGCGGAAAAAUGUCCAAAUGGCGGCUACUGUGA